This is a messenger RNA of Gossypium raimondii (Peruvian cotton), 3383 nucleotides long. RefSeq names its product probable leucine-rich repeat receptor-like serine/threonine-protein kinase At3g14840. Lineage: Eukaryota; Viridiplantae; Streptophyta; Magnoliopsida; Malvales; Malvaceae. Gene Ontology annotation, biological process: protein phosphorylation. The record is from RefSeq and is a predicted model, not a curated record. Gene Ontology annotation, molecular function: protein binding; ATP binding; protein kinase activity.
AACUUCCUUUUAGAAAAUUAUUUUCCCAAGUUUCACAUAUAGCCUACGUCUCAAACAAAAUUCCAACUCUCAUAGUCCAAUAUAUUUAUGAAAACCCAAUCUUUCACCCCAUUUUUUGUUCAUUCAUAUCUAUCCAAAACGAAAAAAAGCUCUUGAAUUUCAAUCAGAAAAUACUCCUUUAAUAUGUUGUUUCUUCGACAUGUUUUAGGGUCAAUAUUCAUAGUUUGUUGCCUUACGACGCUUACAAAUGGAGCUACACUUGCCAAUGAUGAAGUGGAAGCUUUGAAAUGGAUUGGUAAAACAUUGGGGAAGACAGGGUGGAACUUUGAUAGUGAUCCAUGCAGCCAACGCCAUAGUUGGGUAGAUCAAUCCACACGUUAUUAUGUUAAUAAUGUUACAUGUGAUUGCUCCUUUAACAAUAACACCAUCUAUCAUGUGGUUCGCAUAGUGCUCAAGGCUCAAAAUCUCUCGGGUACUCUCCCACUAAACUUGAACAAUCUCCCUUUCCUGCAAGAAAUUGACCUAACUCGAAACUAUCUUAAUGGCACCAUUCCACCGGAAUGGGGUUCUUCUACGGGACUUGUCAGCAUUUCUCUUCUUGGAAAUCGAUUAACUGGUCAAAUCCCAGCAGAGUUAGCAAAUCUCAGAAAUCUUACCAGUUUAGUCCUUGAGAAUAAUGGUCUUUCAGGAACAUUGCCUGCAGCACUGGGGAAUCUACCCAAUAUUGAGAGAUUGCAUCUUAGUUCCAACAAUUUCACAGGAAAAAUACCUGAAACAUUUGCUAGGUUGACAUCAUUGAAGGAGUUUCGGAUUAGUGACAACAACUUCACAGGACACAUUCCUGAGUUUAUAUUUCGAAAUUGGGAAAAUCUUGAACAGAUAUAUAUGGAGGCAAGUGGUUUGAUUGGGCCAAUUCCAUCCAUUAAUGCUACUUUACUUAACUUGACAUACAUAAUAAUUAGUGACUUGAAUGGAACUGAUACAUCUUUUUCACAAUUGCUUAUCGAUGCCAAUUUGCCUAAAUUGGAAAGACUGAUGUUGAGGAGCUGCAAUCUCAUUGGAGAGAUACCUUCUUCUUUUGGGACAUUCACAUCCAUAAAGAUAUUAGAUCUCAGUUUCAACAGACUCGGGGGAGAAAUUUCAGAAAAUCUUUCUACUCUUGAUAACUUGAAUUUUUUGUUCUUAAAUGGAAAUAAUUUUACUGGAAGUCCUUCAUGGAUUCUGAAUACAAAGGAAAAAUGUAAGAUUCACGAUCUUUCAUACAACAACUUCACACACACAGGUGUAACAGGCUGUCAACAAAAUAAUAUCAUGAACUUAUUCUCAAGCAUUGCAAGAGUCAAUAACUCAGGAAUUGUUCCAUGUUUGAGAAGCCAAACUACCUGCACAGCAGGAUUUUCGCACUCUGUUCAUAUAAACUGUGGAGGUGAAAUAACAAGAUUUAAUGACACCGAUUAUGAUGCCGAUAACAAUCAAGCCGGGCCUUCGACAUUUCAACAAGGUACUAGGAACUGGGCAUUUAGUACCACCGGAGUUUUCCUAGACGAUGACCAUAUGGACGACAACUUAGCUUUUGACAAUAGGCAAGUUUCUAUCAGUGGUGACGGUGCAGAACUCUACAGAAAUGCAAGGCUUGCACCUACUUCUUUGACAUACUAUCUUUUUUGUCUCGCCAAUUCAACUUAUACAGUAAACCUCCAUUUUGCUGAGAUUCAGUUCACUAAUGAUCAAACUUAUAGCAGCUUGGGAAGACGCAUAUUUGAUGUUUACAUUCGGGGAAAGCAGGUGCUGAAGGAUUUCAAUAUUAAAGAAGCAGCAGGAGGGGCAGGCAUACCGAUAGUAAAAUAUUUUACUGUAAAUGUAACCGAUGGCACUUUGGAGAUCGGUUUCCGAUGGGCUGGCAAAGGGACGACUUCUAUGCCUCAGGGAAUCGUUUACGGUCCUCUUAUCUCAGCAAUAUCUGUUUUAGAUCCUAAAAUAGAUGAUAAACUUUCAUCAGCAAGUACCGGUGGUUUUGCGACAGCUGCAGUGGUCGGUAUUGUCGGCGGCACAGUGUUUGCUGCUUCAGUGAUUUUAGGCGUCCUUUGGUGGAAUGGUUGUUUAAGAGAACAGAGUACAUUGGAACGAGAUCUAAAAGGUAUAGAGUUGCAGACAACUUCCUUUACCUUAAUGCAAAUUAAAGCUGCUACAAACGAUUUUCAUGCUUCCAAUAAGAUCGGAGAAGGUGGUUUUGGUCCCGUUUACAAGGGCACUCUAGCCGAUGGCACUAUGAUCGCUGUUAAGCAGCUAUCAGCUCGAUCGAAGCAAGGAAACCGUGAGUUUGUGACUGAGAUUGGCUUGAUUUCAGCUCUACAACACCCUCAUCUUGUAAAGUUGUAUGGAUGUUGCAUUGAAGGAAAUCAACUGAUGCUUAUAUACGAGUACCUGGAAAACAACAGCCUUGCUCGUGCAUUAUUUGGGCCACAAGAAUCUCAAGAAUCUCAGUUGACAUUAGAUUGGCCAACAAGAAUGAAGAUCUGCAUAGGUAUAGCAAGAGGAUUAGCUUACCUCCAUGAAGAAUCAAGGUUGAAGAUUGUGCAUAGAGACAUAAAGGCCACUAAUGUGUUGCUUGAUAAGAAUUUAAACCCUAAAAUAUCCGAUUUCGGUUUGGCCAAGCUUGAUGAAGAAGAUAAUACCCAUAUUAGUACCCGAGUCGCUGGAACUUAUGGCUAUAUGGCUCCUGAAUAUGCAUUGCAUGGCCGUUUGACAGAGAAAGCAGAUGUAUAUAGUUUUGGGAUAGUGGCUCUCGAAAUUGUUAGUGGGAGGCGCAACACUAGAAGCCGCCCAAAGCAAGAACCUUUCAUUCUCCUUGAAUGGGCUCAUGUUUUGAAGGAGAAUAGGAACUUGUUGGAAUUAGUUGAUACAAGGAUUGGCUCAGAUUGCAACACAGAUGAAGUGAUGGCAAUGAUCAACAUUGCACUAUUGUGCACAAAUCCCACUGCUUUAGCUAGGCCUUUAAUGUCUUCGGUGGUGAGCAUGCUUGAAGGCAAGGCUGAAGUUCAGGAAUACCUCACAGAUACAAGCAUUUCUUCAAAUCGUCAAAUGAGUGCUGAGACUAUGAGAAAGUUGUAUCGGAAACUUGAUGAAGAUGAUACAGAUAUUAGCCAAACAAAGAGUAUGUUAGCUGAUGGGCCAUGGACCAAUUCUUCUACAUUUGCUGCUGAUCUUUAUCGAGUUAAUUUGACUUCUGGAUAAUAGAAAAAUACAGAUUCAACAAAGUAGAGAAAAAAUAUAUAAUUUUCUUGUUUGAUUUUUCCCCAGAAAAUUCGUAUUCCUUUGAAACCAAGGCUUAAAUUGAUACAUUAAAAUAAAAAAAAAAGAAAAAAAAAUUGACAUUCAAUGAA